This is a messenger RNA of Schistosoma mattheei, 6637 nucleotides long. The record is from the annotation of a GenBank genome assembly. NCBI's taxonomy places the organism in Eukaryota, Metazoa, Platyhelminthes, Trematoda, Strigeidida, Schistosomatidae.
ACAAAAGGCCCUAGAUUGAGUGCUUAAAACAGAUGAUUCUUGUCAUGGUUUAUGUCGGUCGUUCGGGGAAACAAGAGAUUUAACGAGUUCUCCAUUUUAUAAUAGUUUUGUUGAGUGCUGAUUUGGAGUUAUGAUUACGAGCUUCAGAUAAUGAACUGUGGAAAUUAUCUUCAUUUUCUACUUGUUAUCUCAUUGUGCCAUACCGUAAUGAAUCAGCUAUACUGUCGCCGAAGCUCAUGUGAAAUGCCUUCAGUGGAAUAUGUCGUUAGAGUCGAUGGAACGUUUUCAGAUGCCAAGGCAGUCGCUCGACUGCACGACUUGGAACUAGUUGAUGAAAUGAUUGGUUUUAAAGGGAUGUACAUAAUGCACUCAAAAGCUAGCGCACUCAAAAGGCGCAGGCGUCGGGCUAUGGUGUCCAUCGGAGGUCCAGGGGUCAAGUGGUUUAUUAAACAAGAAUUUCUUAAACGUACUAAGCGUUCCAGUGUGCCGACCGUAUUCUGGGAUGAUCCGCUGUAUCCUGAUAUGUGGUAUCUGAACAGAGCUAGUAAAGGUAGAGGUUAUGAUAUGAAUGUAUUAGAAGCAUGGGAGUUAGGCUAUACUGGUAGAGGUAUCAAAAUCACUAUUAUGGACGAUGGAAUAGACUACACGCAUCCGGAUCUGUUUGUAACUUAUGAUCCCAAAGCUAGUAUCGAUAUUAACGGUCAUGAUAAUGAUCCAAUGCCAAAUAUACGGAAUCGUGAUAAUAAACAUGGGACUCGGUGCGCUGGACAAAUUGCUGCUCAGGGUAAUAACUCUGUAUGUAUUGUCGGUAUCGCUCAUAAUGCACAGAUCGGUGGCAUACGUAUGUUAGAUGGUUACAUAACGGAUAGAGUUGAAGCGGAAACACUACAUUUUCGACAGGAUUACAUUGAUAUUUACUCAGGUAGUUGGGGACCUGAAGACUCAGGGAAAUUAUAUGAAGGUCCCGGUAUACUUGCUCAAUCUGCAUUCCAACAAGGUGUAGUUACGGGUCGAAGAGGUUUCGGUAAUAUUUAUGUAUGGGCAUCAGGUAAUGGUGGUUCACUAGAUGAUUCAUGCGCUUGUGAUGGUUAUUCAAGUAGUCCAUUCACUUUAUCUGUCAGUGGUGUUAGUGAGUCAAAUACACGUCCAUGGUAUUUAGAAAAAUGUUCAUCAACUUUAGCUAGUACUUAUAGUAGUGGAAGUCCAAUGGAAAGAAUGAUUUCCACUACUGAUUUGGGUCAUGACUGUACUCGUAUGCAUUCCGGUACAUCAGCAUGUGCGCCAAUGGCAGCUGGAAUUAUUGCAUUAUUAUUAGAAGCUAACGGUCGACUUAGCUGGCGUGACGUUCAAUAUAUUACUUUACUAACAGCUAAUCCGAAACCGUUCAAAGAUGGUAAUUUUACAAAGAAUGCCGUUGGACGUCAAUAUAGCCAGUUGUAUGGAUAUGGUUUAAUGGAUGCGGGUAAAAUGGUCCGACUUGGGGAAUUAUGGCGUGGUGUUCCUCCACAUCAUCGUUGUACUUCAAAUGUGAUAGAUGUACAAAAAAAUCUAGGUGGAAAAUUUAAUCACACAUUAUUUCUUAACUUCUCUGGAUGUCAACCAAAAUCUCGAAAUAGUGACUCAUCAAACAAAUUAAAUAAACGAUGGACUUCAGAAAAUGGUACACCCAUACGUUAUUUAGAACAUGUCCAAGUUUACGCAGAUAUUGUUUAUGAACGUAGAGGAUUAUUACAACUAUCUGUAAUAUCUCCAAGUGGUACAUUAAGUGUACUUCUCCCACCUCGAACUCAUGAUGAACAUUCAGGUAAUAUAGCUAUGCUACGUUGGCCAGUUACAACAGUACAAUUUUGGGGUGAAAAUGCUGUUGGUACAUGGCAGAUACGUUUAGAUAGUAUUGUAGGCAGUGAAAUAAGUCGGGCUGAUCCAGAUAACAUUAAAGGAUUUUGGCGUUCAGUUUGGAUUGUCGCCUAUGGUACAGAUGAAUUCCCUAUACGUCUUAAACCUCCUACACCUGAACGUCCACCACCUCCGGAAUGGUUUAAAUCAUUUUCGAAAUAUGUUGUUGAUGAUCGAGACUGGCAUAAAGUGUAUACAUGUCAUUAUGAAUGCGCACCUGGUGGUUGUACAGGUCCAGCAGCUGAUCAAUGUUUGUAUGGAUGUAAACAUUUUGCUACUGAAAGCCGACAAUGUGUAUCAGUUUGUCCUCUUGGGACCACAGCUUUCGGUGCCUUACGUCUUGGUACUUCGUUGAAUAAUUACGCUAAUGCUAACAAUAAUGAUAAUCAUGAUAAUAAUAAUAAUGAACAGGAUUCACGUGAUCGUAUUAAUCCUGAAACACUAUCACCAUUAUUUGGACGUAUACGAACUAGUAGUAAUUAUCAAUUGGGUAUGUAUGAUAAUAGUAAUAGCUUUAUCAAUACAAACAGUUAUAAUCAGCAAGGAUUUAAAAAUGAAAUGGUUUGUCAACCAUGUUGGUCAUUAUGUUCAGCCUGUAUACGUCCUCAUAUUGAAUAUGACUGUACAGCUUGUUUAAAUCAACGUUUCUUAGUUCCAUUAUUAACAGCAAAUGACGAAGCUAAAACUGUGUUAUUUUCAUAUACUCAGGAUAAUAAUGAUCAUGGAAAUACAAAAUUGAUUAAUUUUAAUUUACCUCAAGUAAUUGGCACAUGUCGAACUGAAUGUCCAAUAGGCUUUUUUGGUAAUAAAUCAUCUUCAAUAUGUGAAGCGUGUGCCGAAAAUUGUGCACAAUGUGUUGGAUCGAAAUCGGAUGAAUGUCGUGAAUGCUAUUCCGGUUUCCGGUUAAUUCAUGGAAAGUGUGUUGAUAGUGCAUCACCUGAUGGUCGCUGUAAAUCGGGACAAUAUUUAAAACAUUCCAAAUGUGUAAACUGUCAUCCAUCUUGUGAUAAAACAACUUGUAUAACAUCAGAUCAAUGUAUUUGGUGCCCUAUUCACUUACCAAACUUUUUUAAUUCCACCUGUACAAAAUCUUGUCCAGAAGGUUGGUAUUCUGGUGAACAAAUUCAAUCACCAUUUUAUGCGAAUAUUGUACAGAAUGAAAUGCUACCACCUAAACAACCAAUACAAAUAUGUGAAGCUUGCUCGCCCGGUUGCCAAAAGUGUAUUAAUUUCAGUGUAUGCGUAAUGUGUUUGCCUGAUUUGGAACUUCACAAUGGUACAUGUAAAUUGCCCUCAGAUGAUAACAAUAAAACUUUGAGUAACAGUCAGAUUAGUAACAGGAAAUCACCAAAUCAAUGUGGUUCUGAAUCAUGUUCAACAUGUUAUGAUGGUGUAGACAAGACCUGUCUUCAAUGUCCACCGAAUUAUCAUUUACUCGAGAUCACACUAUUCAGUAACUUACAAAAUUUUAAUUUGUUCAGUGGAAAUCCUAAUAACCUGACACCCUCUUGGUCAUCCAUCUUACUGUCUUCCUCUCCUACAUCAUCAUUAUUACCACCAUUAUUAUCAUCAUCGUCCAUAUCAAGGUUGGAUGAGACAGGUAAUACAAAUAAUUCAACAGUAAUAUCGUCAACUAAAGCUGGACUCACUGCACUAACUGCACCAACUAAUUCUGUUAUACCUAAUUCUUUCAGUAAUACAACAACUAAAACUGUGAAUACAGACAGUUUAAUUCUAAAAAUACCCAAUUUGUUUAGUAAAAUUAUGAGGAAUCGUCUAGCAUUGACUACUAGACGUUUUGUACAUAAUAAUAAUAAUACUAAUAAUAACGAACAUAAUUCUAAUAGUGUUGUUAAUAUACCUCAGCCUAAAUUCAUCUGUGUACAUACAUGUCCUAAUGGUUAUUAUCGGAAAAGUAUGUUGAUUAAUGGUGAUGAGGUUACAAUGUGUUCAAAAUGUCCACCUUCGUGUUCUACUUGUACAGAUAUAACACAUUGUAAUCUAUGUCAACCAGGUUUUUACUUGCAUAACAAAACGAAUUAUUGUUUAAUGCGUACUACCUGCCGUCUUUCUGAGUACUUUGAUGAAGAUCAAGAUGUAUGUCGACCAUGUGAUUCUACUUGUCGAACUUGUUCCGGACCUAAUCCAUUUCAAUGUACCAGUUGUUUUAGGAAACCACCAGCUCCGCGUUGCUUAUUGACAAAUCAACGUGUUUCAAAAUUACACAGAACUUCUAAAGAUUUAGCCCCAUGGACUGAUUAUUCAAAUGUAGAACCUAAUUCUGGACAAUGUUUACCUUGUUGCCCUUAUCGGUUGGCUUUAACUAGUCGUGAUCCUAGACAAUGCAUGUUUUGUGUUGCUGAUAAACCUAUCUGUUUAAGUGGUGACGAAAUUGGAGCUGGAGAAAGUGGCUACAUAAUAGAUGUCGAUAAUAAUGACCAAUCCUUAUUGGAAUUGUUCAGUAAACAACCAUAUCGUCUUAUUCUAUUGAUUGGAUGUAUUAUAUUUAUUAUACUGUUAAUUAUAUUCAUCGUAGCUCAUUUUAUAACAGCACGUCGCCGUCGUCAUCGUGGAAACAAUCAAAUGUAUUCUUGUUGUUGUAAACAACAUUAUCAUGAAUCGAACAAACGAACAAAAAUUGUAACAUCUGUUACCAAAAAGCGUAAGGCUCGACAAAUGGCUUCUCUAACUAAUCAUCACAAUUAUUAUCAUGAUCAAUAUGUUAAUAGUCCAACAAUAUUGGAACGAAAUAAAGUAGAAGAUAGUGAAAGCGAAGGUGAGGACGAUGAUGAUGAUCCACAAGCAGAACAAAUUUCACUAAAAUGUAAACGUAUUAAAGACAAUAAUAUAAAUAUAGGAUAUAUUGAUAAAAGAUUAAUGAUAUUGAACUAACUGAGGAUUGUAUUACUACUGUUAGUAAUGGUGGUAGUAAUCAUUUCUAUGUUCCAUCUUAUAAAUCAUCGAAUUGUUCAAAUGGUAAAUUACAUAGUGGACGUGUAUAUCGAUUAAGUAUAGAUGAUUUAGUAGACACACCGCCGACCAGCAUCACUGCCACAACAACACCAACAUGUACAUUGAAUACUGCAAAUACACAUAAUCAUGUACGUUACAGCCAGUUGAGUAGUACUGUACUACCUAACGAUGAUGGUGAUGAUAAUGACAAUGAUGGGAACAGUAAUAAUAACAGUGAUCCAGAUACAAAUAGUAAUGGUGUAACUGAAUCAUGUGCAGUAGAAGUAGAUAACAGCUGAUUAAUACAAUUAAUUAUUGACGCCUAGUCGUUAUUUAUUAUUGAUUUAUAUAUUUUAUUAUCAUUAUUAUUACUGUAUUCCCCUCAAAAAUGAAAAGUCCAUUCAUUCCUGUUACCUUUCAUUUAAAAAAGAGCUUGUUUUUGUCCAAUUAAAAUGUGCUUUCUUUCUGUAUGUUCCUCUUUCUUACCAUACUCAAUUGCACAAGUCAUUAUAAGAUCUCAAAAAUUUUUUAAAAAUAAUGUUAACUGGGCACACUAUUGCCUGUUCUUACAAAUGCGUAUUCACAAUUAUUCAGUUGAAUUUUUUAAUACAUUGUAUUGUUAGUAUUACAGUUACCACAACUACCACUACUACUAAUAAUAGUAGUGAAAGAUGAUGACAAUGAAUUAUUUUUAUGCUGCUAAUUUUUACUUCCCUUCUUUUUUUUUAUACAUUUUACUGGAAACAAAAUAAAUUAUAUCAAGGCCUUAUCUAGAAAGAAAUAAAAACAAUUAAUUAAUACGUUUCACGUACAUGGAUUCACGUAUUGUUCCUAUUAUAGUUUGAAUUUUUUUCUCGUUUUAUUUUAGUUGUAUGUAUGUAGAAAUUUUCUGUAUAGUGAGAAAUGAGCAUAACUGUAUUUGUAUUUGGCCAUACUUUCUCUUUCUCCGUAUCAUAUUCAAAAGAUGAGCAUAAAUUUAGUAAUAACUUUAGGGGAACAAGCUGUGAUGUUGUGUACACUGUUUUAUGUUCUUUAAUUAUAUUCACUAUCCUAUUUUUUUUUUCAAUUUUCCAGUCAUUAUUUCAAACUAUACUGCUGUUUUACUCUUCAUCAACAUCGCAUACAUUUGUUUUCUCUUUAAUUUAAAGUAUGUAUACAUAUGUAGGUAAAUCAUACCAUUUUUAAACAAAAUUAGAUAAUACUCUUUGUUCGUAUAUUAUUUACAAUUUGUCAGCUUAAUACAUUCGUUAUUUGUUCAUUGUCUUCCGUAUUGUUCUUUUUUAUUUGUUUUUCCAUAAGAGUGACGUAUGUACUGAUUGCUUUCAUUUAUUGUAAUUUUUAAUAUGAUUAUAAUAAAUCUUAUCACUGCUGCCUCCUGUUGCCACACUGUAUCACUACUAUUAUUACUACUACAAAUAGUAGUAGUACUGUUAAAUUGUUUGUCUUUAUUUCAGUUUACACCUAAUAUUUUUAUUUUGUAUUUUUUACCUAUUUUCUUUUUUUCUAAUUGUGUUAACUUUUAACUGUGAAAAGUCGAAGUCUCUUGUUCGUACCACUGUUAAUUGUGCCUUAUAAAUAUGAAACGAUGAUGUUCAUUAAAAAUGAGCAUCCAUUGUGUAAAAAAAAAACUUAUUACAUCUUGUUGAAUUCUUGCACUUUUAACUCGUGCUGAUGCUAAUUGUUAAUUUUAUUGAUGAUGAUAGCCCUACUAAUACUACUACUACUACCACCUAACAAUACUAGUCGUUUUUUUAAAUAUCUGUUUUUCUUUUUUCAAUAUUAAUCGCGA